AUGAAGCGAGCUCUGGUCAUCCGCAAUGUGUCAAGCCACGACGUGCCUCUGGACAGUCUGGACAAUGCGUGUGUACAAGCCUGUUGCCACGAAGGGUUCAUCACGGAGCUGGCGGUGAAUGACGAGCAGGACGUCAUGCACCAGCUUAUGCAGACGCAUGCGCGCUCUAGCGCCAGCAACGACAGCCGCUUCUCUUACCAGCAGGCGCCUCCCAUGCGCGCACACGCAGCCUCGGUCUACACACCUUCUGCCCCCUUCGACGUGGUACUAUUCCGAGCGUCAGGACUCUCGGAGCGCCGUCUGUAUCCGCUAUUACGUACGAUCCGCACCAUCAGUAAGCAGAUCUUCCUCUGUGUCUUCAGUCCGCAGCUUGUAGAGCACCCCAUGGGUCGCUAUCAGUGCUUUCAAGAAGGAGCAUCCAUGGUCACAGACUCUUUGGGCGCAGUAAGAGAUCCCAGAGGUAGAUCUGGCGGGCGCGACGGCUUCACGUGUCCGUUCUGCGGGAAGAACGGCAUGGAUGAAGACCAGCUCUGGCGACAUUGUCCUAUGUACCAUAUCAACGAAAAGAACACGGACGGAAUCAAUUGUCCCAUUUGUCGAGAGAUCCCGAGAGGACCGUUCCAGGUCCAUAUGCACAAUGCACACGGGCCCCCUGGACGACACGAGAUGACGAGCGAGUUCCACAUGGCCGACACAACACUCUACUCGUUCGCACUUGUCGUGUGUCAUAACAAAAAGUACAAUAGCUUCCUGCUCGUCCAAGAGUUCGCCAACUCUGGCUUCUGGUUACCGGGCGGACGUAUCGAUAGUGGCGAGAACCCGGCAGAGGCAGCGAUCCGAGAGACGAAAGAAGAGGCUGGCAUCGACAUCCGCCUUACGGGUGUGUUGAAGCUCGAGUACCAUCCUAAGAAAGACCGAAAUGGUAGCGAGUACGUGCGAAUGCGCUUCAUCUUCUACGCCGAGCCGAUAGAUCGCGACCAACCGCCCAAGUCCAUUCCAGACUACGAAAGUGCCGGAGCCACGUGGUGUCGUGCUGAUCAGGUGUCGUCUUUGCCGCUCCGUGGAUCUGAACCCGUCACUUAUUUUAACCAUGUAGCGUCAGGCAAGCCGAUCUACCCGCUUGAUCUCAUUCACAUGUCGUCUUCAAACUAG
This is a messenger RNA of Phytophthora infestans T30-4, 1152 nucleotides long. RefSeq lists its product as uncharacterized. Gene Ontology annotation, molecular function: bis(5'-nucleosyl)-tetraphosphatase (asymmetrical) activity. Lineage: Eukaryota; Oomycota; Peronosporomycetes; Peronosporales; Peronosporaceae. The transcript has 2 exons. The coding region runs from base 1 to 1152 and encodes 383 amino acids. Gene Ontology annotation, biological process: AMP biosynthetic process; ATP biosynthetic process. The record is from RefSeq and is a predicted model, not a curated record.